CGGGCCAGGAUGGCGACGGACAGUCCCUGCGAGCUCCCGGCGACGCCGGCGGGCGGGCUGGGCCUGGGCCUGGGCUUGGGCCGGCCUCCCGCAGCGUCCUGCCGCCGUUGCAGCCCUUCCAGGGCCUCCCCCGCCGCCGCCGCCUCGCCUUGCGGGCCCCCCGCGGCGCUGCCCGGGAAGUGGGUCCGGCUGAACGUGGGCGGCACCUGCUUCCUCACCACCCGGCAGACGCUCUGCAGGGACCCCAAGAGCUUCCUCUUCCGCCUCUGCCAGGCCGACCCGGACCUCGACUCCGACAAGGAUGAAACAGGUGCCUAUUUAAUAGACAGAGAUCCAACCUAUUUUGGACCAGUACUGAACUAUCUCCGACAUGGGAAACUGGUUAUCAAUAAAGACCUUGCAGAGGAAGGUGUGCUUGAAGAAGCUGAAUUCUAUAACAUCACAUCCUUAAUCAAGCUGGUGAAGGACAAAAUAAGGGAAAGAGAUAGUAAAAUCUCACAGGUGCCAGUCAAGCAUGUUUACAGAGUGCUACAGUGCCAGGAAGAGGAGUUGACUCAGAUGGUCUCAACCAUGUCUGACGGCUGGAAAUUUGAACAGCUAGUGAGCAUUGGAUCAUCCUAUAACUACGGGAAUGAAGACCAGGCGGAAUUCCUCUGUGUUGUCUCCAAGGAGCUGCACAACACGCCCUAUGGCACAGCCAGUGAGCCCAGUGAAAAAGCGAAGAUUUUGCAGGAACGUGGUUCGAGGAUGUAAUUAUGCCUCAGUAUUGAAUGCAGAAGGUUGUUUUAUUUGCAUCACCAUACAAAGAGGCUUGGUGCCAAGUGGAAGUCUCUUGUUCGGACAAGAUGGAUUUUUAACCAUUUAAAAUGGUGCGGCUGGAGCAGGCCUGUGUUGCCUGUGUUGUUCUGAUGCUGGUUCUGAUACCUGGUUAUGCUGGUUGUAAUUCCAUGGAAGGAUUCAGCUCUACUUUACACUUUUGCCCUGUAGAGCUGUAGCACCUUCUCCAGUGCUGACCAGAUGGAAUUCUGCUGGUUUGUGGGAAGUGAUUGGGGGUUUAUUACUGAUGGUUCAAGGACAACAUAUUGGUGCUACUACAUACAGAUUACAGUCCGUAUACGGGCCUAUGUUAUUAUCAGCCUCUGUGGACUUCUCCUAUACAUUCCUUUGCAGUUUCUAAUGUAAGAAUGUUUUAGGAAAUAAGUAUUCCUCUGUCAGGUUAAACAAAAUAGGUGUUUCUCUCCUUCCCAAUUCCUCUUCGCCUCUUCCCCUUACUUCCUUUAUUACCCAAAAGGAGAAGUCUCUUUUUGCCUGCAUUUCUAGAGAUGGCCUUCAGAUAGCUUGAUCUUACCAAUGUCAACAUUCUGUUUGACUACACUUAAGGACUGAAGACCAGUUUUGUUUACAAAUGAUACAACAUCUUGCCUUUCAAAUGCAUGGCUACCCACCAUGUUUUUUGAAAAUACCUGCAAAUAUUGAUGGUGGCAAAGCUGAAGUUAGGCCUCAGAUUUUAGUUUAAUGGCUGCUCAGUGUAGAGGGUUGGAAAUGAAGGUCUGUGUGCCCUAAAGCAUAGAAUUUAUGCAGCUGAAAGUAGGAAUUCUUCUGAUUCUUAAACAGAUGUUUACAGUUAUUUCUAUAUUCUCUUAUCUAUGCAGUUCUUUCUAAUAUUUUGGCAAAUACUGUCAAAACAAUCCAUAGUUUCAUUAAGAGAAGCUUCUAGUAAAUGUGAAAAAACACAACUGGAUCUUUUUAGAGCACUGUGUUUAAAUGGAACCAUUGGCACAUGUUUCAGAAUAGCUUAAAGAGGAAUCUACUUCAAAUUUCUCUUUGUUCCUUAGAGAGGAGUCCCUGCUUGUCUGAGGCUUUAUAGCAUUCUAUCCAUAUUUUAAACUGUUUCAUUAAACAACUUAUGUAACAUUUUUUAUCAUUCAUAUGUACUGUCUUGAACAUAUCUUGUCUGCCUGCAUUUAGUAAAAUCUUUGGGCCCGACAGAACAGCAAGCGGGCUACCUUUCUUAGCCCCCAGUGUGGAGAUUGCUUUCAGACUGAUCUGCACAGAAGGUUGCAAGACCUCCUCAGUGCUUUUGGAAGAUACUGAAUUGAUUAAAAUGUAAUUACGCAGGAUGAACUGUACAUACACAUAUUCUCUUUGAGGCAUCCCUGUUCAGGAAUCCAUGUUCUAUGUCUGAUUUUUUAACAUCUAAUGUUUCCCCUGAAAGAGAUAUUGUUUUGAGACAUACCGAGAAACAGAAGGUUUGCAUGCAUGGCCAUGCCUCUUGGCAAGCUUGCCAUUGAACAGGCCUUGGCUCUGUGGACCAUUCUAGAAGAGAAAUAGAACGGCUUGAAAGAUUUCUCAAUCAACACACCUUCUCUCAAAGAUGGUGCUUAUAAUCAUACCUGGCCAGCAUCUUUUUUUGAACCCCUUGAAGUUGUUAGUGAGCCGGCUGAUUAUCAUUAACUGCCAGCUUGAAAGGGGUCACAGCCAAGCUCAGAAUGGGGCAGUGGAGCAACUCGUGUCCCCUUCAGCACGAGCUCAGGCGUUGGCUUUGGAGUGAGUGGGACUGUGCCCCCUUGACAUCCUUGCCCGUUUCAGUAGCCUUCCUUGAAUGGGCAGGGAGGUGAUGGGAAUAUUGAUCUGGUACUGAUUGACUUUUGAUUAGCAAACCAGGAUUACAAGAGGCAGUUGAGAAAUUUACAGGAUUGGGGUAACUCUUGUUGAGGAUUUUAAGUCCAGGCAGGAUAUUUCCUUUGUGCUCAUUUUGGUGUGACUUCUUGCUGAGUUGGGGGGGGGGGGAAUAGCAUGUGAACAAUAUAUCAACAUCAGAUUUUAAAGUUUGUAUCUUGGAAAUUAUAUUAUCAAAUUAACCUGGAAAGCAUGAAAUUUUUCUUUGUACUCUUCAAGACUAUGGAAUGUGUUAUAGGGCAUGAAGCUUAGCUUCCUGAAAAACUCAGUUUAAAAUAAUCCAUUAACCAUUGAUUAUCACUCUUUUGUGGUAGUCUCUUCCCCACGUUGUCUUCCUUGUUUCAACAAACACUGUUACAGAAAGCUGAUGGGUCCUUCCAAGGGAAUUGGGUAGAUUUUAAUAACUUAAAUUGACAUUUGUCUUUGGAGAUAUCCAUACUGUCUCUGGAUUCUGAAUUAUAAACAUGGGUGUCAGCAACCUGUUCUUCUUUUCA
This is a messenger RNA of Candoia aspera, 3173 nucleotides long. It is a transcript of the gene KCTD5, whose product is annotated as potassium channel tetramerization domain containing 5. Gene Ontology annotation, molecular function: cullin family protein binding. The transcript has 6 exons. Lineage: Eukaryota; Metazoa; Chordata; Lepidosauria; Squamata; Candoiidae. Gene Ontology annotation, cellular component: cytoplasm; Cul3-RING ubiquitin ligase complex. The record is from RefSeq and is a predicted model, not a curated record. Bases 10 to 753 code for a protein of 247 amino acids. Gene Ontology annotation, biological process: proteasome-mediated ubiquitin-dependent protein catabolic process; protein homooligomerization.